GCUUUGGUAAUCUUGUCGUUUUAUUUUUAAAAUCUUGAAUAUGGUCACCUACUUAAAGUAGGCGAGUAGAUACGCCUACUUAAUAUAAAAUGUCGUACUUAGAAUAACUUGAGUUGUUAAUUAAGUACAAAGUAAGGACUUUACUGUCUUGGAAACUAUUGAUCAAACAAAAACGUCAAAUGCCUACAAUUUAGUUAACAAUCAGUCAAUCAAGUCCAGUGGUGUAUUAAGAAGUAGUACUAAGGUAAAAUUAAACAGAAUGGAAAAUCCACCACCACCGGCUUCGACAUCAUCGAAACAGGACAAAAAAGAUUCACUCGUAUACGAGUACUUCAAAAAGAGAAGGGAGUUCGGAAAGCAAACUUUGUUCGAAGAUCAAGGCCCUGAAUUAAUCGUCAAUAUUCCCGGGAACCCUGCGGUAUAUGGUAAUUAUGUUCUGAGGAAUCCUGUACAUGUGGCCAUACAGAAUACCGGAACUAUGUCUGAACAUUGGGUCAAUUCAGAAAGAGCGGAAUACACGACAUCUGGCAUGAAUCAUAUUGAAGGCGGAUGGCCUAAAGACAUCAACAUGAAUGAUCCUGAAGCCACUUUAAGGUACAGGCGCAAGAUAGAGAAGGAUGAUGCAUAUAUCCACGCUGUAAUGCACUUGGGACAUAGUAUGGAGCACAACAUUCUGCAAAACAACGCGAUGGACAUGUACCAAAUUUACUAUUCCGAAUUGCCGCCAAUACCGCCAGUGGAGCACAGUACAUGUCACACUGUCAAUGUAUAUCGAGAACCUGGGACUCGACGCCCAGUUAGGUCCUUAUCCUGGCAGUCGGAUGGUGGCGCGAAGCUCGCAUCCGCGCAUGCUGAUAUUGAUCUUGUAAAGAAUUCCAGGACUCAACAAUUCUCUUAUAUUUGGGAUAUUGAAAAUGCGAACGCACCAGAACUAGUAAUGAAGUCGCUUUCACCAUUGCUAGAUUUACAAUACAACCCACGAGAUCAGCACACUUUAGUGGGGGGAAUGGUAAAUGGACAGGUGGGUUGGUGGGACAUGCGAAAGGGUGGCGAAGCAGUCGGAAUUUGUCCACCGCAUGUAGCGCACAGAGAUUUAGUUCGAAACGUUUUAUUCAUCAAUUCGAAAACCGGCGCAGAAUUCUUUUCCUCAUCACCUGAUGGCGUUGUUAAAUGGUGGGACACCCGAAACAUGAACGAACCCACAGACUCCAUGAUCAUUGACCUUGUCAAAGCACCUACAGAUCCUCAAAGCAUAGAGAACGCUUUAGGAAUUUCCGCACUCGAAUACGAGCCAACCAUACCCACUAGGUUCAUGGUCGGAACAGAAACUGGACUCGUCAUUGGAGGAAAUCGUAAAGGAAAAAACCCAGUUGAGAAACUACCAAAUAGGUAUGAAGCUCAUCUCGGUCCAGUGUAUGCUCUUCAACGUAAUCCGACAUUCUUGAAGAAUUUCUUAACUGUAGGGGAUUGGACGGCUCGCGUCUGGAGCGAGGAUUGUCGAGAAUCAUCUAUCCUAUGGACCUACUCACAUCGGACUAAACUUACUGAUGGCGCUUGGAAUCCUAUUAGAUUUUCAUUGAUGUUGGUCACCCAAUGGGACGGAUGUCUAUCAUGUUGGGAUUUGUUGCGAAGGCGUAGUGCUCCAAUUGUGACGGCGCAAAUCUGCGACGAACCCCUGUUAAGACUUCGCCCACAUGAGGGAGGAUUACUCGUGGCGUGUGGUAGCAGUAAAGGAACAGUAUACCUUGCAGAAUUAUCCCAAAACCUCGGAACAGCCGAUAAAAAUGACAAACAACUUCUGACACAUAUCCUGGAACGCGAGAACAAACGAGAGCGUAUUCUAGAGGCGCGUAUGAGGGAGCUUCGAUUGCGAAUGCGGCAGGACCGCGAUGGUGGACCGCAAGUCAACGAAAGUGACCCUACGGCCAAUGACAAAGAUUUAGAAGAGGCUACUGCCGAAUAUACACAGAUGGUCAGCAAUUUGCAGGCCAAAGAAAAUGGUCAAGCAAAUCAAUCAUAAACAAAACUACCGCAAUCAAUCGAUCAUCCUCAAUCAACACUGCACAUAAUAAUAAUGUACACACUCAUAAUGUAUCAAACAACCAAGAGGGAACCUCUGACUAAAAUAUGCAUAAGAACGUAUAUAAAUCACGUUCUUUCCCAUUUUUAAGUAUUACUACGGGCCAAUAACACAAGAGGACGGCGAAUCUCUAUACUACAG
Molecule: messenger RNA, 2221 nt
Organism: Hyposmocoma kahamanoa
Lineage: Eukaryota; Metazoa; Arthropoda; Insecta; Lepidoptera; Cosmopterigidae
Gene: Dnai2
Product: dynein intermediate chain 3, ciliary
Exons: 11
Coding region: 260-2020 (586 amino acids)
Biological process (GO): cilium movement; outer dynein arm assembly
Cellular component (GO): outer dynein arm
Molecular function (GO): dynein light chain binding; dynein heavy chain binding
Source: RefSeq, a predicted model, not a curated record